Messenger RNA from Capsella rubella, 1510 nucleotides. RefSeq names its product putative F-box/FBD/LRR-repeat protein At3g59240. Gene Ontology annotation, molecular function: protein binding. The coding region runs from base 48 to 1442 and encodes 464 amino acids. NCBI's taxonomy places the organism in Eukaryota, Viridiplantae, Streptophyta, Magnoliopsida, Brassicales, Brassicaceae. The record is from RefSeq and is a predicted model, not a curated record. The transcript has 4 exons.
UCAGUUUUGAUCUCAUUCCCAAGUGAGAGGUUUUGAGAUCUGUCAAGAUGGACAUAUGUUGCAAAGAUAUAAUCAGUAAUCUUCCAGAAGCUCUGAUUUGCCACAUAUUAUCGUUUCUUCCCAUAAGAGUAGCUGCUUUAACAUCGCUUCUCUCCAAGAGAUGGCGGUAUCUCUUUGCUUUCGUACCAAAUCUUGAUUUCGAUGAUUCGGGAUGCAGGCCCCAUGAAUUGGCUCGUAUGAUUUUUAUGAAUUUCGUGGAUAGAGUAUUGGUUUUGCAGGGCAACUCUGCAAUAGAUAGGUUCUCACUCAAGUGUAACAACGAUUAUAAUUAUCCAAGUCGCAUCUCUAGUUGGAUAUCAAAUGUGAUAGAACGUGGGGUAUCGGAUCUUGACUUAAGCGGUACUAACAUUUCCGAUCAUUCCAUGCAUUCAAGUGUCUUUGUGAGCAAGUCACUUGUUAGGCUGAGAAUAGAAACUCUAUAUUGUAACGUCAUUGAUGUUUUUCUUCCAAAGAUUAAGACUCUGCAUCUCGAUUCUGUUGUUUUUGGGGACGGUGAUAGUUGCCUCGUCAAGCUCAUCUCUGGCUGUCAUGUCCUUGAGGAGUUAGUUAUGAUUGAUCUAAAUUGGGGUGCUUAUUGGAAGCGCUCUGUGUCUUCCAAAACCCUCGAGAGGCUAACGGUACGUUAUGAAAACUGGGAUAGGAGUCUGGAUAGUGUUUCAUUUGAUACGCCCAAUCUCGUCUACUUUGGAUACUCCGACUAUCUUGCCAACAAGUACGUAAUAGUUAAUUUCGACUCACUUGUUGAAGCUAGUAUCGGUAUUCAAAUGACACGUGAUCAGUGUGCACAUGCAAGCCAUGGAGAUUUGGUCGUCAAUGCAACUGAACUUUUUAUGGGGAUAAGCAAUGUUCAGAUCCUUAACGUAUCUGCCGACACUCUUCAGGUACUUGCUUUCUAUUGUGAACCAAAACCGGUUUUUAAAAACCUGAUUCACUUGACUGUUGAGACUCACCAGGACUUCAGAUGGGAGUCAUUGCCGGCUCUACUCAACAACUGUCCGAAUCUAGAAACCCUCGUCUUCGACGGACUCCAUGACAAAAACACAGUUAAAUGUGUGGACGCUGACAGGUGGCUAUGGAGAUCUUCAGAGGACAUCCGUAGUUGCCUAUCAUCAAGUCCGGUGAAGGUUUUGAAGAUACUCAACUUUGGCGAGGUUCGUUUUUACAGUAAAGAAAUGGAAAAGCGAAAGGAGCUGGUCAAGUAUUUCCUGGAGACAAUGCCGAAUCUUGAACAAAUGAUACUGUGCUACAGAAGUCGAAUUGAUGAAGAUUUGAAAAGCCAACUUGAGAGGCUAGCUCCUAGAGGAGCUUCACCCAAGUGCAGUGUCCAACUAAUCUUAGAGAACGUCAUCCCACCAACUUAUAACCUUUUCUCUUUGUUCUAGUUUUUAGCACAAAACCAUUUUAUUUCUAGACAAACGUUUUGUUUUAAUUAUUUAGUUUCAUUGUACUA